AUGAAUGUUCCUAAGCAGCAGUCGUUGUUCUUCAUCACUGUUCCGGAUUUACACAAACUAUGUGCCACCAGGAUAACACUGAAGAAUGGCAUAGGAGAGCCUGAGAUUUGGAGUAAAGUGCUAAAGCUGUGCAGGCAAUUGCUGUUUCUGUACCAAGAUAUUCUGAUAGCGCCUGUGCCUGGAAUAUUGAGUGAAAUUUGGAUAGUGAUGGCGGUUUCAUUUUAUAAAUCUGGAAAACUUGAUGCCUAUUUUGAAAAAUACGAAGCUAAGAUGGAGACUACACAGAAAGUACUUCCCGUGGUACUUCAGAAUUGCCUUUCAUUUACUCUCACGGCGAAGCUUGCUCCAUCCUGGAAUAGAACUGGCCAUCUCUUGGUGCAAGGCAAAGAAUUUCUUUCUCAGAUGGGCAAGCUAAAUGCUAUUGCAUUAGACAUCAAUGUUACAGAAAGUCAGAUUUGUCUAAGUGUAGAAGCUUACAUGAUCAGACUACCACCACCUCAGAUAGAAGACUUCGCUGUUCCUCAGAAUGUUAUAACGGAGUUUUAUAAAGAUAAGAAUGCCGUCAUCGAAGGACAUUCGAUUUUAAACAACUGGUGCUACGUUUUACCAAGUAUGAAAAUGGGACAGAUAAGAAGUGUUCUGCACAUGGCACCCCCCAACUGUCCUUUCCAUUCCUUUGAAGAUUUCCAGAAGCACUGGAACCACCUGUAUGGCUAUAAACUCCCAGAAGAGCGUGGAGAUAUAAAUACUCAAGUUUACUGCAGCGUGCACUUCAAAAUGAUGGGAGGAAGAACCUUUACGUACCCUCUCAGCUGCAUCAGGAGUCAGCCCGUGCAGUUCUUCCCAAGAGUAGACAUGGAAGACGUGUUGAAAAGCUUUUUUUCAGAUCUAAAGUCUAAUCUGCCUCACAUAUGUGGAUUUCCCAUAAACAUCACAUCUCAGCCUUGCUACUACACGAUGGAACUGACUAACCCUCAGAUACAGGAAAACAAAGUCAAGCCACCUAAUUUGACCACUAAAAGAAUGCUCGGGCCUUCUGUGACUCAGGUCGCACCCACCUUGGCUCCAGUGCAGUGCUUGGUGCAGUGCUCGAUAGCAAAGGGCCACAAGGUGGAGCUUUUGGCCAACCAGCCCCAGGAGUCCGCAGCUCCGCCUGCUCAGGUUCCCCGAGCUCAGGGAGAAGGGCUGGCGCCCAGCAGAGGGAACCCCACAGGGUCAGGGAGCGCACAGCCCAGCUCCCGAAGUAAUACUGCCCCGAAAUUUACGCCAGUUUUCAAAAAUCAGUUGUUGCAGGUCAGCGCUAGUUUUCUAGAACCUGACGACCAGAAGAGAAAGCAGCAGCAUGUUACAGAGUCUAGCGUGGCAACAGUGAAAGCCAGCACUGUCCCGGGUGACAAGCUGAGUACACAUCCCACCAUGAAAAAAAUAGCCACUUACACAAUAGAGAUGAGUACUAGAAGUGUCAAUCACAGAGUUUCCGUGCCUCAGCAGGAGAAGAACCACCCCGGUGGAAAGCGAGGUCAGCACCUCCCUUCUAACGGAAAGCUCUCGGCUCUGGGUGCCGCUGAAAGUCACCAGCCACCUCACGGCACAGUGCCAAGCCACAGCGUAGACGGAAAGAAAAGUGCUGCUAAUUUCCAAGGGAACGAGAAGAGAAAUUUCACUAGCAAGUACAUCACACAGGUUUUAGGGGAAGACCACAUGUCACUGAAAGUGAAAAGACGCCCUCACAUUGUUGAGUCAGACACAGAACCCGAAGAUCCCCAGGCACUGCCGCAGCAGCCGGUCACGGCUCAUCGACGGCAGCGGGAUCCUCUGCCCACAGAGCGAAGCCCCAUGCUCGAGACCUUCUGGCAGCCAGACUUCGGCAGACACUCGGAGAACAGCUUCCAGACGAGUGUCCAGAAGAGCCCUGCUCUGGCGGCCGUCCGGAGGCUCAUCAGGGCAGCACAACUGGGCAAACCCUGA
Molecule: messenger RNA, 1968 nt
Organism: Sorex fumeus (smoky shrew)
Lineage: Eukaryota; Metazoa; Chordata; Mammalia; Eulipotyphla; Soricidae
Gene: CUNH18orf63
Product: chromosome unknown C18orf63 homolog
Exons: 13
Coding region: 1-1968 (655 amino acids)
Source: RefSeq, a predicted model, not a curated record